This is a messenger RNA of Lineus longissimus, 5144 nucleotides long. RefSeq names its product serine/threonine-protein phosphatase 6 regulatory ankyrin repeat subunit A-like. Gene Ontology annotation, cellular component: ciliary inversin compartment. Gene Ontology annotation, biological process: protein localization to ciliary inversin compartment. Gene Ontology annotation, molecular function: protein binding. The coding region runs from base 110 to 4141 and encodes 1343 amino acids. The transcript has 13 exons. NCBI's taxonomy places the organism in Eukaryota, Metazoa, Nemertea, Pilidiophora, Heteronemertea, Lineidae. The record is from RefSeq and is a predicted model, not a curated record.
GCGUGUUCUCGUCAACAAAUCUGUAAGCAGACUAAACAUUUGGAAAGUCUUCCAGAGUGUUAACAUCACACACAAUGAACUCUUAUUAGUGUGAGAGAAUAACCGUUCGAUGGAUCCAAACCAGGAGUUGUUAAAAUAUUCACAUGCUGGUAAUCCAGUGGAUUUGAAAGCGUUUUUAGAGGAAAAUUAUGAAACUGUUUCUGUAAACUUCAGAGAUGGUGAUGAUGAGGCCACGCCCCUUAUCACUCUUGUGCAAGGGGGCAGAAAACUGUCCAGUGAGCAGGAUGAGGACCUUUGUGCAUGUUGUAGAAUUUUAGUUGAUCACGGUGCUGAUGUUAAUCUCCAAGAUCAUAUCGGUCGAACUGCACUACAUUGGGCAGUGUUUUACCACAAACCGGCCCUAGUAUCGGAAAUCUUGCAAGCUGGCUUUGAUGCCCAUUUGACUGAUAAGGAGGGUAACAAUGUCCUUCAUUUCGCCAUACGAAUGGGAGCACAGGAAGUAAUAUCUGCCAUCGUCAAACAUAGCCCAAAAGAGUUGCUCAGCUCGACAAACAAAGGUGGUCUACCUCCGCUUAUUUACGCGGUGACACUCGGGAAUCUAGAGAUCUGUGAAAAGCUUAUCAAGUGUGGCAUCGAUGUCGACCAGGUAGAAACGAAUAAAACCAAGAGGACAGCUCUCCACUAUUGCCUGUCUCAGAACCAAGAGGAAUUAUUUUGUCUGCUGUUGAGACAUGGUGCUCAGGCCAACAAGCCUGACUACAGAAAGAGUGUAAUACAACGUAGCCUACAAAACAACAAUCAGAAGUUCUUUCAUCUUCUCUUAGACUUCUGCCCGAUGGAGGACUUGGAAAUCGCCAACGGGGAGGGGGCCUCACCCUUGAUGAUUGCGUGUCAGUUGGAGAAACCGGAUACCGUCAGAGAGCUCAUUGAACACAAGGUUGACGUAAACACCAGGGACAAGACAUCGAAAACUGCCCUCCACUACUGUGCUGAAAAUACGGAAACAAAGUGUGCUGAGUUGGUUCUUGAGGCUGACGAGUAUCUCGUCUGUCAUCAGGAUGAAGAUGGAUACAGCCCGCUGCAUAUGGCUGUGAUUGCAGGCAAUGUGGCACUCACCAAAUUUCUCCUGGAGAAAGGUGCCAACAUCAACUGUACUGACAAUGAGACACAUACAGCAGUUCAUUGGGCGACAGUAUGCGGCCAAGUGGAAGUGAUGGAUGUCCUCAUGCAGCAUGGUGCAUCAUUAUCCACCGCUGAUAUCCAUCAGGCAUUUCCAGUCCACUACGCGGCCCAGAUGAGCGGGGCUGCCAAUGAUGGUGUGGACCCCAAGGUGGGGCUGGAGGUCCUCAAUAAGCUCAUUGACAGGAGCGUUCCUGUGAACUGCAAGGAUAAAGAUCAACGACAACCAUUGUUAUGGGCAGCCAGUGCUGGGAGCAGUAAAGCUUGUUUAGCUCUCAUCGAGGCUGGUGCAGAUCCAGAAGCUACUGAUAAAGAUGGACUCACAGCAAUGCACUGCGCGGCUAGCCGUGGUCAUCCAAAGUGUAUUGAAGCUCUCCAUGAGGCAGGUGCGAAUGUUGACUGCCAGGAUAAGAACUCAUGUACCCCAGUUUUCUACGCUAUCACACUUGGACACACCGACUGUACCAGUCUUCUUCUUAAUCUUGGUGCCAACCCAAAUUUCCAGGAUAAAAGGGGACGAAGUCCAGCACAUUGCGCUGCUGCUAAAGGCUGUAACGAUAGUAUUCGGUUUUUGAUGAACAAAAAUGCCAACUUUUGGUUGAGGAACGCCAAGGGAGAAUACCCAGUACAUGAGGCCUCACAGUCUGGAAAAACAGAAAUUGCCAAACUUCUGGUGGAGUAUGAUGAAGGCCAGCACCUGAGUAAGGGAAACCAAGAUGGCCGCACGUGCCUCCAUCUUGCCUGCAUGACCAACAACCUUGAGCUGUGUAAGCUGCUGCUUGAUAACAAUGCGAACAUCAAUGCUGUUAUGAAGAGCAAGUCACAGAAGGAGCAGUACCUUACUCCAUUAGAUGUUGCCCUGAUAAAAGGAAACACUGAAAUAGCAGAGUACUUGAAGGCAAAUGGAGCAGCAUCAGGAAAGAAAGUCACCCUUCAUGCUGCUAAUGUCAUUCAGAAGUCAGCAAAACGCAGAAAUAUAAAUCGUGGGACAAAAAGUAAUCUGCGGGUUUCACCUUCAGAUUCUGCGAAAAAGAAGCCGAGGUCUAGACCAACUUCUGCUGAUUCUAAACAAACAUUGUCUCCAGAUGAUCAGAAGUCGAAACAGAAUUUAGAAGAAGUCAAACCCCUUUCGUCGGACCGUACUGAAACACAGGAGAAGGUGGAUCACUUCAUGGUGGUGGCAGUGACUGCAUCUCGUUCUAGUUUAAGGUCAAGCAGGGCAGGAUCCCCUGAAGGUUCAAAAUCUUUGAGCAGCUCUGGUUCAAAGGCCAAAUCUGUUGGUAGCACAGGUUCCAGACCACAGUCGCCAUCAGGGUCUAUUGGGCCAAGGUCACCUUCACCAUCUGGAUCUAAAGGUUCAAGGUCAAAGUCUGCAUCAUCAGAACGGCCGAAAUCUAAGUCUGAUUCACCAGAACGGUCGCGCUCCAAGUCCAGUACACGUUCAGAAUCAAAGAUGAGUUCAUGUUCCAAGUCGGACUCGCCAUCAAGAUCAGAGGUAAAGGCUGAUGCAGGUGUUGUGAUCGUACAAAGAGAGUCUCGAAGAUCCAGAUCACGAAGUAGCUCUAGUGGAGACUCAAGUUCAGACUCGUCUAGUUCUGGUUCUCAGUCCAGGUCGAGUUCGAGGUCAAGGUCACGAUCAACGUCUGGGUCAAGGUUAUCUAUAUGGGACUCGAGAUCGAAGCCACAUUUAAAGGCAAGGUCACGGUCAAAGUCUCACUCGGUGUCAAGGUCAGGGUCAAGGUCGAGGUCAAGGUCAAGGUCGUUGUCUCCGGUUCCGGGAAAGUCGCCAUCGCCAUCUCGGUCACAGUCAAGAAGUAGUAGUCCAGUAGAAUCAAUAAAUACUGUCAAUGCCUCCCCUGUUGUGCCAUCAGAGACCAGUGCAACUGAACCGAGUGAAAGAACAAAUAAUACCAAAAGGACAGGAUGUCCGUUUCAGGAACAGAAUAGAAAUAAACGAGUACAAACGGUUCAAGUCAAACCUGGGCAGGUUAGAGGAAAAACUGCUUCCUCUGUCAGGAGUGCGAAGGACAGUGACACUGAGUCUAGGCCAAAGACUGCUACUGGCAAGAAGAUAAGGCCUAAAACUGCUGUUAGUAAGAGGGCACAGGAAAUUGUUGAUAGCGUACGUCAGUUUGAGGCUAUCCGUCGGAACGCACAGGACUUGCACAGGCUGCGACGGAUUCAGUUGUACCAUGGAGACUACAGUGAUCAGUUGAUGCUGAAGAAGUUAAUGGAAAGGCGUAAGAAUGGUGGAAGUGAACCUGCGGUCCAGUCAGUCGAUGAGUGGGAGCACUAUCUCUGUAAUGAAAUUAAAAUUCUUACGAAAGAGAGAAGGGAAGAUGGGGAGAGCAGACGGAGUGACAAGGCCGAUGAAGCCAGUAGCUCUACUACGUUGGAUAGCACCCGUAGUAGCAGUAGAGGAAGCCGCAAACAAGACCUCCAGAGGGAGCUCAAGUCAGCCAAGGAAUCUGACCAGAGGAGAUUGAAGGAACGGCCGCAGACUGAUCAACAGAGGAGGCAAGAGCAAGCCCAGAAUCGAUUGAGAGGAUCGUACAAGCCAGACUUGCCUCCUGAAGUCUUCUUGGAAGAUACAUACAAAUGUAACAUUUCCCGUCCAAAAAGAGUCCCCAGCUCAUAUUCCCCAGGCCAGAAAUCUCAGAAUGGGCAUCUGCCGAAGUUGGCUGAUGAGCCCAAGCGUCCUCAUACUAUGAACAACGCCAAGGCAAGGACUCCAUCUGAUCAACAUGCCAAGUACGUUGGGUCGCCAGCACAAUACAGGGCCAGACUGGCAUCCGCUGGGUUAUCAAGAUAUCAAGUAACACCAAACCAAACAGCCUGGAGUUCACGGUAUGAUGGUAGUUUACGACCCAGGGAUGAACUGGUAUUCGUCUCACCAAGUCUUUAUGAGGACAAGCGCAGAAAUAAAGCAACACAAAAAAGAAUACAGACCUUAUCAAUAUAACCAUAAAGGAAUACCAGUUGACGAUGGCAAUGGAUUAUAGCGUUUAUUCCGUUACUUAAUAUGAUGUAGUUUCAUCUUGAGAUAGAAGUAUUAUAUUGAGUGGUUUUUAAGUACAAUAUGUUGACAAAAUAUACAUGGAUUAUGAGAACUUCUAUUAAACAUUAGUAGAACUUUGUCUGUGAUACUUCUUUUAGAGCUUGUGUGUGACGUAAACGGGCACAUUUCUGUGAAUAAGAAUGUGUAUUUCUCUUGAGGCAUAAAUUAAGAAGCCCGUUAGUGAUUAGCUUGUGCCAUACCAUUUUUAGGUACUCUUCUCCAUGACUGAUGAUAUUGUGAUAUUUUGUACAAAGACUACACUUAUGUGUUUCGAUUUAUUGUUGUUCUCUGCGUGAAAGAUAAAUUCUGCCCAUGAAAUGAAUGAUAUUUUUGUAAGUUCUCGAAUUUUUGUAAGUUCGAGUAUUUCUUAAUUUGUUACAUGGAUUAACACAUAACCAGUUGAUCCCUUCAAUGUCCAAAUUUAUUUAUUUUAAAUUUGAGAUCUUCCCAUCACAAAAUCCAUACUGGUUCUACCUACAGUUGGAGAUAUUGACAAAAUUUUGUGUUUUACUAAGACAGUAUAGCUGCUCGUUUAGAUGUGAUAUGGUUUCUUUUUACAGAUAGAUAUAUUUUUGUACAUAUAAUUAAUAUAUUACUGACAAUGAUCUCUUUCAUCAACUUCUAUUGUGGGCUGUUGGAAUGAAGAAACAAGUAAAAAAUCUCCUGCCACUUCGGGAUUCAAUCUCCUGACCGGAAAAUGCACUUUUAAAGAAUAUUUGCGUUCACCAAGUGCUUUAACAGUCUCUACCUGUCAAUUGAAAUACAACAGGCAAUAUAUAGAACAGAGGUUGAUGAAAGAACCAUUGUUUUUGACUUUUGUUGGUACUUGUGUGCAAAGUUUAUGGUCCCUUAUACUGAUAUUAUCCAUAUUAGUCCGAGAUUAAAGUUUAGUAUAUAUUGUUAAGAA